This is a messenger RNA of Pipistrellus nathusii (Nathusius's pipistrelle), 2823 nucleotides long. The record is from the annotation of a GenBank genome assembly. NCBI's taxonomy places the organism in Eukaryota, Metazoa, Chordata, Mammalia, Chiroptera, Vespertilionidae.
AUGGAGAACUUCCAGUACAGUGUCCAGCUGAGUGAGCAGGACUGGGCUGAGUUCUCAGCCACCGCUGAGGAGUGUGGCCUCCUGCAGGCUAGCCUGGCCUCUGGGGAUGAGCUGCUGUCCAGUGACAUUGACCAAGGGGACAGCAGCGGCAGCAGUCCCCCCGGGCCUCGGCCCCUGCUCGGGGGGAGUGGCUGGCCUGGCUUCGAGGAGGAGGACCGGGAGGCCACGAAGCAGCUGGUCAGCAGGUCUUGGCAGGAGCCCACCCUGGCCCUGGGGGCCGGUCAGCAGAUGCCCAGCACGUCAGCACAGUCAGAACCCCGGCCGUCCCUCAGCUUGGGCGCCGCCUCUCCCGGCCAGAGCGUGUCCCUCCAAGGGCUAGUGCCUUCCAAAGACGAGAUGCAGAGGCUUCUGCAGGGGCCAGCCCCCCGGGACCCUGCCCCUCGACCCCCUGGUGAGCCUCCUCCGAGCCCCGAGUCCCCGGGCCGCAGCCCUCGGCCCCAGAGGCCCCCCAGCAGCCCUGGAGCCCUACCCCGAAGCCCCAGCAGAAAGAAGAGGCGGGCUGCGGGUGCCAAGGGGGGUGGGCGCCCGAGUGCCGUGGGCUCUGCUCCCACCUCCCCGCUGGGCUCCCCGCUGCUCCCCGAGGCCAGGCCCAAGGAGGCCCGAGGCCCAGCUGGGUCCGGGGGGCAGGGCCCUUCAGCUGGGUCGGCCGAGCUGACAGCAGGAGCCGGGCAGGACGAGCGGGGCCUGGAGUCUGCAGGGGCCCCUGAGCAGGUGGCCUGGCCGGGACUGGAUUUGUCUACACCUGUCCUCACGACUGAGCAAGGUACGGACCCACUCAGCAUGACCCCUGGAGCUGGGCCACUCGCCGUGGCUACACCUGCCCCAGAACCUGGUCCAGAUUUCUUAAUGGCUAAGUCAGACCCAGCUCUGUCUACACCCUCCUGUGAGCCUCAUCCUGACACAGCUCCGUCUGCACCCACCUCCAAGCCUCAUCCUGACACGGCUCCGUCUACACCUGCUUCCAAGCCUCAUCCUGAUAUGGCUCCGUCUACACCUGCCUGUGAGCCUCAUCCUGACACGGCUCCGUCUACACCUGCCUCCAAGCUUCAUCCUGAUAUGGUUCCGUCUACACCUGCCUCCAAGCCUCAUUCUAACACGGCUCCGUCUACACCCAUCUCCAAGCCUCAUCCUGACACAGUUCCGUCUACACCCGCCUCCAAGCCUGAUAUGGCUUCGUCUACACCUGCCUCCAAGCCACAUCCUGACACAGCUCUGUCUACACCUGCCUCCAAGCCUCAUCCUGAUAUGGCUCCGUCUACACCCUCCUGUGAGCCUCAUCCUGACAAGGCUCCGUCUACACCCGCCUCCAAGCCUCAUUCUAACACGGCUCCGUCUAUACCCACCUCCAAGCCUCAUCCUGACAAGGCUCUGUCUACACCCACCUGCAAGCCUCAUCCUGACACAGCUCCGUCUACACCCUCCUGUGAGCCUCAUCCUGACAAGGCUCUGUCUACACCCAUCUCCGAGCCUCAUCCUGACACAGCUCCGUCUACACCCUCCUGUGAGCCUCAUCCUGACAAGGCUCCGUCUACACCCGCCUCCAAGCCUCAUCCUGAUAUGGCUCCGUCUACACCCGCCUGUGAGUCUAGACUGGAUGUGGCCCUGACCCCACCGGGCAGAAAGGUCAAGCCGCAGGUGGACUCAUCCGCACCGGCCUCCAAGGCAGAGUCUGAUGUGGGCGCACCCACCCUGGCCCCCAUCCCCCAGGCCAGGCCUGACGCAAUGGAGGCCAAGGGCGCCCCCCAGGCCAAGUUGGAUUUGGGCUCCGUGGGGUCUUCAGGAGGGCGCCGAGAGCAGCCCAGAGGGGGGCCCUCCGAAGGUGCCCCUGGACACCCCUCGGGGGCGCCCCCGCCAGGGCCUGUCCCAGGCAGGAAGAAGAAAGUGCGCUUUUCUGUGUCUGAGCCCAGCCCCGAGGAGCCAGGGUCAGAGGAGGCCACGCGCCCCCUCUCGCCAGCCGCAGCCGGGCCCUCAGCCCCCAGGAUGGCCGCAGGGGGGCGUGGGGGGCCUGCAGCUUGGGAUGCAGUGGCGGUUGGGCCCAGGCUUCCCCAGCCUCGGAUCCUGAAGCACCUGCCCGCCCCUGCCGCCUUCGGCGCGGGGGGGCCUGGGUAUAAAAGCUGUUUUGCCGUGACUGUCCCUGAGGCCUACGAGUUCUUUCUUUGUGACACCAUUGAGGAGGUGGACGAGGAGGCUGAGGAGGAGGCAGAGGGUGGCGAGGCCCAGAUGCAGUGGCCAGAAGUGUGUGAGUUCUUCUUCCGGGACAGCCGAGCCAAGAGGCCUGGGCCCCGGGGGGGCCACUCCCCGGCCCCAGCCCCAGAGGCCAAGCCUGUGCCAGCCCCUCUGCCCGGAGACCCCCAGCCCAUCUCCUUCCCCGAGGCCUAUGAACACUUCCUUGGGGAGGACAAGCUGGAGGACGUGCUGCGGCCCGCUGCCCUCCUCCAGCUGCAGGCCCAGGAGGCCCCCACAACGGGGCCCCAGGAGGUGCAGCCUGGCCCUGCACUGGAGCCCAGCCCAGCGGCCACAGAGCAGCUCGACCUGGUGCUCAGGCAAGCAGGGGAGUCCUGGGGUCCCCUCGCCUCGUUUACCUUCAGCCAGAAGGACAUGUGCCUGGUGUUUGUAGCCUUUGCCACCUGGGCUGUGAGAACCUCAGAUCUGCACACCCCAGACGCCUGGAAAACAGUUCUGCUGGCCAACAUCGGCACCAUCUCUGCCAUCCGCUACUUCCGCCGGCAGGUGAGGCAGGGACGCCGAAGCCCCAGCCCCUAG